This is a messenger RNA of Salvia splendens (bonfire salvia), 1253 nucleotides long. RefSeq names its product naringenin,2-oxoglutarate 3-dioxygenase-like. The record is from RefSeq and is a predicted model, not a curated record. Lineage: Eukaryota; Viridiplantae; Streptophyta; Magnoliopsida; Lamiales; Lamiaceae.
AUGGGUGAAAUGUAUAUUUCUCCUUGUGAGCAAGCAGAAGCUGGCUCUUUCCACCCAAAAUUCAUGAGGGAUGAAGUGGAGAGGCCUAAGGUGGCGCACGACCAGUUCAGCGACGAGAUUCCGGUGAUAUCGUUUGCCGGGAUCGAGAAGAGGGAGGAGGCGUGGCGACGGAUCAUGGAGGCGAGUGAGGAGUGGGGGAUAUUUCAGUUGGUUGAUCAUGGUGUGGAUUUGAGUGUGGUUGAAAGGAUGAGAAGUUUAGCUCUAGACUUCUUUGCUUUGCCUUCUCAUGAGAAACUUAGGUUUGAUAUGUCUGGUGGCAAGAAAGGUGGCUUCAUCGUCUCUAGCCACCUUCAGGGAGAAGUCGUACAAGACUGGCGGGAAAUAGUAACAUAUUUUUCGUAUCCGGUGGCGGCGCGGGACUACUCGCGAUGGCCGGACAAGCCGAGCGGGUGGCGGGAGACGACGGAGCAAUACAGCCGACAGGUGAUGGAUUUGGGAUGCAAAUUGCUGGAGAUUUUAUCACAAGCAAUGGAUCUUGAAAAGGAUGCUCUCUCAAAAGCAUGCAUUGACAUGGAUCAAAAAAUAGUUGUCAAUUUCUACCCAAAAUGCCCUCGCCCCGAUCUCACAUUGGGUCUAAAGCGGCAUACGGAUCCGGGUUUGAUAACUCUACUGCUCCAAGAUCAAGUGGGUGGGCUUCAGGCGACCCGGGAUGGCGGCAACACAUGGAUCACAGUCCGACCUGUCCCAGGUGCUUUUGUUGUCAAUCUUGGUGAUUAUGGUCACUACUUGAACAACGGGAGGUUCAAGAGCGCGGAUCACCAAGUAGCUGUGAACUCGAAAAGCAGCAGAUUAUCGAUAGCAGCAUUGAACCCGGCCCCAAACGCACAGGUUUAUCCGGUGAAGAUCGAAGAAGGUGAGAAGGCAGUGAUGGACGAGCCCAUUUCGUACAUGGAGAUGUACAAGAGGAAGAUGAACAACGAUAUUCACCUCGCUCGACUUAAGAAGCUCUCCAAACAGGAGUAGUGUUUGCUCGAAGAUGAAUGACAAUAAGGAUAAGUCCUGCAAAAAACUUAAAACAGAUUCUUGCUUGAGAGAGUAGAGGGGUACUACCAAUUAUUUUCAUAUGCUUUGGUUUGAUGUUCUUUGUGUUUAUAAUGUUACAAAGAUAGAAUAUUCUUUGUAACUUUUUUAAUUAUGUGUAUGAAUAAGUUCUUAAAUGAAGAAGUACGUGUUGUUGAAAGUUUGAAGCUUUA